GGAGCUGGAGCUGCGCUUCUCCGUCUCCGAGGUGCCGGCCGUGGUGGUGCUGAAGCCCAACGGGGACGUGAUCACGGGCAACGCCGUGGAGGAGAUCCGGCGCCUGGGACCCGCUUGCUUCCGAAACUGGCAGGAGGCUGCCGAGCUGGUGGAGCGGAAUUUUCGCCUGGCGGAGGAUUUCGACGACUGGGCCAGGAGAAGCCUCACCGACCCCAUCCGCCGCCUCAAGUACAAGCUGGACAAGAAGAAGAAGGAGGAGGAGGGGGGGGAAGAAGAAGGCGAAGAGGCUUUGUAG
This is a messenger RNA of Apaloderma vittatum (bar-tailed trogon), 295 nucleotides long. RefSeq names its product nucleoredoxin-like 1 (gene NXNL1). Lineage: Eukaryota; Metazoa; Chordata; Aves; Trogoniformes; Trogonidae. Gene Ontology annotation, biological process: photoreceptor cell maintenance. The annotation marks the transcript as partial. Gene Ontology annotation, cellular component: mitochondrion. The record is from RefSeq and is a predicted model, not a curated record. The transcript has a single exon.